Molecule: messenger RNA, 3033 nt
Organism: Saccostrea echinata
Lineage: Eukaryota; Metazoa; Mollusca; Bivalvia; Ostreida; Ostreidae
Product: long-chain fatty acid transport protein 2-like
Exons: 17
Coding region: 51-2912 (953 amino acids)
Biological process (GO): proteolysis
Molecular function (GO): long-chain fatty acid-CoA ligase activity; cysteine-type endopeptidase activity; long-chain fatty acid transmembrane transporter activity
Source: RefSeq, a predicted model, not a curated record
UCGAUUUGAGUCUGAUUCAAGAUUCGGAUAUUCAACAGUUAAAUUUAGGAAUGACAGAUCAGAAUACUUUCAUUGGAUACGCUGUGAUUGUAAACGUUAAGUAUUUUAAAGAACACAGUAGCAGAGAGGAUGCUAUUUCUGAUCAAACGAACGCCUCGGCAGCCUUCAGACGACUUGGUUUUGAAACAAAGUUAGUGACAGAGAUAGAACCAAAGGAUGGUGGUGCAAGGACUGAAUACGUUACUAAACGUCGAUUCCAGGAUGAACUGCAGAAGACCAUAAAUCAUGUGAAGAAUAAAGGAUACAGACAUUUUGCUCUGUUUAUUUCCACACAUGGAGGGGAGGCAAGAAGAGAAGAACAUUACGUACAUGAGUUGUCUUUCUAUGAUGGUGAAGUGUCUACUGAGGAGAUACUCUUUAAUCCACUGGACAGGGAAUUACCACAAGUCAACAAAUUUAUCCUAGUUUCGGCCUGUCGAGUUCGGGAUGGUUUUGAGGAUGAAGAUGAGGACCUAGGUGUACAGAUACAAAUUGUUAAGGACCAGGAUGAGGAAUACCAGACUGAAGAUGAUGGAAUUCAUCACUCCCUUCCUGAAAACACACUUCUUCACUGCAUCACACCAUGUAUAUCAAACUGUGUCACUAUGUUUGCCUCACCCUCAGGAAAGUCAUCAUACCGUUGUCAUUUGGCCAACUUAUUUUGGGAUAGAGUAAAGUUACUGAGUGAUGGAACUCGAGUGAAUUUAUUGGAUUUAUUAAGAGAUAUCAACAGACUAUUUUCAGAGAGGGAGAUAUCGAUGGAUGAUGUACGUGAAGGCUGCCUCAUUAGUUAUGAUGUUUGCAAUGUUGGAAGUAUUUGUCACCGUCUCACUGCACCAAUACACUACACUGUAGUUAAAAACUACUCAAAAAUGAAUAAACCAGCCAUAAAAAAGCAACUUACUCUGGCAAAUCAUAACUACAAAGUUUAUCAAAAGGAGAAGAAUGUUAUAGAAGAUCAUAAAAGCGUUGUUCUCUCUGGGGUGAGAAUGGUGGGAAGGGACGGAGCAAUAGCAGCUGUAGCAGGUGGCCUGGGUGGCGGUAUUCUAGCCUGGAGGGCUUUUUACCCCAGCCUUGUUGACGACAUCAAAACAAUCUACUGCACCAGAAAACCACAAGAUAUCACCACACGAGACAUCAUGUCACGGCGACUUGUUAUAGACAUGUUCGAAGAGACUUCUCGUCUUCACCCAGAGAGAGUCUUCAUUGUGUUUGAAGAUAAAAAUUACACUUAUGCGAUGAUCAACGCUAUGGCCAAUAGGGUGGCAAAUGUAGUGGCUCGCUGGAAUCUCAGUGUAGGCGAUGCAGUGGCUAUGAUGAUAUAUAAUUCCCCAGAAUUUCUCUGGACAUUUCUAGGUCUUCUGAAGCUGGGGCUAGCUGGUACUUUUAUCAACUAUCAUCUACAAGAAGAGCCAUUAAUUCACUCUUUAACAGCUAGCCAGACUAAGUAUCUCAUCGUCGGUAAAGGUUCUGAACUUCUAGACACAAUAAAGAGUGUUUGUGACAAGCUUCCUGGAGACUUUCAAAUCUUUGUAUCAGGAACCUCAGCUGUAUUGCUCCCCGAUAGAUUUACAUCGUUUGAUUUACAAGUGAUGCAGUCACUUCCGGUAGCUGUCUGCCAAUCAGCACGAGAGAAGGUGACGUUGCUAAGCCCAGUUUGCUACAUUUAUACUUCCGGCACGACGGGGUUACCAAAGCCAGCAAUAAUUAACCAAGCCAAAGCGAUUAGACAAACGCAUGGUUACCGCGCCAUCGACUUCACUCAGCAGGAUGUGACGUACGUUGUGACACCAUUAUAUCACAGUGCUGCCACCUGUGUUGGUGUCUUUAAUACAAUAGGUGAAGGUGCAACUAUAGUCCUACGUAGGAAGUUCUCAGCAAGCCAUUACUGGGAGGACGUCCGUAAAUAUAAGGUGACCGUCAUUCAAUACAUAGGAGAGCUGUGUCGAUAUCUGCUCCGUCAGCCAAAGAAUCCACAGGACGGUGUUCAUUGUGUAAGGGCGGCGUUUGGUAACGGACUUCGCAGUGACAUUUGGAGGGAAUUUAAGACACGCUUUAAGAUUCCUCGAAUCUACGAAUUUUUUGGCGCCACAGAGGGAACGGCUAUUUUACUGAAUUGUUGUAAUAAAGUCGGUGCGGUAGGAAGAUGGUCUCCUCUCAUAAGAUGGAUGAAUGGCAAAGGAAAAGGUUUCUGCAUUGUAAAGUUCGAUUCGGUAACUAAUAAGCCAAUCCGUGGGAGGGAAGGAAAGUGUGUUCUGAUAAACCCAGGUGAAACAGGUCUGCUUCUAGCUGUAAUGCCACCCAAUACUGAUAAAAUUUAUCUGGGAACAAAAGAAAUGGAUGAUAAAAAAAUUGUACGAGAUGUCCUGGAAAAUGGCGACACUUUCUUCAACUUUGGAGACUCUGUGUACUUAGACUUUGAUUAUUAUGUGUAUUUCCGGGAUAGAAUUGGUGAUACCUUUAGGUGGAAAGGUGAAAAUGUAUCAACAACAGAAGUGGCCCAUGUUUUGACGCAACUUCAAUUUAUUCAUGACGUCAAUGUGUAUGGUGUAUCGAUUUCCGGAAAUGACGGUAAAGCUGGCAUGGCAGCAGUUCAGCUAGAAGACGGUUUUAAAAUGACAGAUGAAACUCUUAAACGACUCUACGAACAUGUAUUCAAACACCUUCCGCACUAUGCUCGCCCUAUUUUCAUCAGAGUGGUCUCAGAGUUUGUAACAACUCAGACAAUGAAGCACCGGAAGUUGGAGUUGGUGGAGGAGGGAUUUGAUAUAGAUGUAAUCAAGGACCCACUUUUUGUGAUUAAUCAUAAGUCAAAGACGUAUGAACCCCUCAAUAUUUCAAACAUUGGCACCAUAGUUACAUCAAGACUGUAGAUUUCACAUACUUACAUCAAGACUGUAGAUUUCAAUCAUUGGCACCAUAGUUACAUCAAGACUGAAGAUUUCAAUCGUUAUUUCCAAAUGUAAAAAAGAAAACAUUUAAAUGUUUAAUCAG